This is a messenger RNA of Diceros bicornis minor, 4741 nucleotides long. RefSeq names its product zinc finger protein 319 (gene ZNF319). Lineage: Eukaryota; Metazoa; Chordata; Mammalia; Perissodactyla; Rhinocerotidae. The transcript is spliced from 2 exons. The record is from RefSeq and is a predicted model, not a curated record. The coding region runs from base 1109 to 2866 and encodes 585 amino acids.
CCGCGCCCGCCGCACCCCUUCUCCAGCCGGCCCGGCCGCCCCCCCACCUCCGGCCCGACCCGGUGGCCUCCUGAGCUCCUGGGCGGCCCAGGCCAGUCUCCACGCGCAGCCGCUCCCGGGCCCAGCCCGGGCCCUGGGGCCUUCCCCGGGCCCAGUCGCCCGCGGGGCCGGCGCUCGGGCCGCAGCGGCCAGGCCAUUCCCGGCGAGGGCUGACAGGAGGCCGCCCAGCUGGGCCGGCGGGCAGUGCCGGCGGGGAGGUGAUCAGCUUUCAUUCGGUUUCCCAGGGAGGAGGAAUGGCUGGGGUGGGGCGCAGGUGGGGGCCUCCCCUUGCCUCCCUUACCCCAGUCUCUCCUCCUCUCUGCGGAGUGAUCAGAGAGGCUUCCUGGCUGCACUUUGCUGCAGGGGGGCCGGGGUGGGCAGUGGAACUGGGGGCCCAGGGCCGGGGACCUUGGGUCUGGCAGCCAUUCAUGCCGGAAAAGAACAGUUGGGUUGCCGCAGUCGGACCUAGACCGCGCUCAGAGUAGCUCCGCUUCCCUCUUUCCUGGGGAGGCUUCAGUACCUGCUUGCGCGUGCAACCUGCUGCCUCCACCCGGAGCCGCUCCUUUCCUUCCUCCUUUCCCGGAAGAUGCUGAGGAUGACAGCCGUUCGCCUGACUGUUAUGUUUCUUUGGCAGAACAGUUAGAGGCCAGGCUGGCCUGUGAAGGCAUCCCCUACCUUCUCCUCUUUCCCUCGGGAGAAAACUUAGAAACUUUUCAAUGUUACAGGCGGAGGAGCCAGGAACCUGAAAGCGGGUUGCAUCUGAUUCUGAAAGUUCCUCCCUUUCCCUGUCAUUACCUUAUGCUGCCACAAAGUGAACCCGUCAUCGGGGAAGGCAGAGCCUCCGUGGCAUUGCUGGCACUCUGCCUCGAAGACCCCCCCCGUCCUGUAGGCAGAGCCUUGUAGACCGUCUCGGUUAAUGACUUGGGCCGUCUGACCAGACCCUCUUCUGUGCCUUGUCUGAGGUCCUUGUCCAUACCUGAUCCUGGGCAACUUCUCUCUCUGGGUUGGGUCACCUUAAGCGGGGAAACUGAAGCCAUUACUCUCCAAACCCUGUUUCAUCUUCCCAAGCAUGUCGGAAAGCUGGCAGCAGCCGCCACAGACGCAGCCACAGCAGCCACAGCCUCCGCAGCCUCAGCACCAUGCAGAACCACCACCAGCCCUGGCCGAGCACACACUGCCCCCGGGCACAGCUGAGAACCCGCUGGGCUGUGCCGUCUAUGGCAUCCUCCUGCAGCCCGACCCAGGCUUGCAGCCCCCGCAGCAUGCGCCCCUGCAGGCAGCAGGCGAGCCGGGCCCUAAGUGCGGGGUCUGUGGUCACGACCUGGCACACCUGUCCAGCCUGCACGAGCACCAGUGCCUGGCAGGCCAUGACCGCUCAUUCCAGUGCACGCAGUGUCUCAAGAUCUUCCACCAGGCUACUGACCUGCUGGAGCACCAGUGUGUGCAGGCGGAACAGAAGCCUUUUGUCUGUGGCGUCUGCAAGAUGGGCUUCUCGCUGCUCACCUCGCUGGCGCAGCAUCACAGCGCCCACAGUGGCACCGGCGGCCUCGUGAAAUGUUCCAUCUGCGAGAAGACCUACAAGCCCGCCGAGGCGGCUGAGCCAGCGGCCGCUGCUGCCCCCUCGCUGCCCCAAGCAGCCCCGCCCCCUACCGUCGCUCCUGCUGAACAGGCCGACAAGCCCUACAGCUGCCCCAUCUGCCAGAAGCCCUUCAAGCACCUGUCGGAGCUCUCGCGGCACGAGCGGAUCCACACGGGUGAGAAGCCCUACAAGUGCACGCUGUGUGACAAGAGCUUCAGCCAGUCGUCCCACCUGGUGCACCACAAGCGCACGCACAGCUCGGAGCGGCCCUACAAGUGCGCGGUCUGCGAGAAGACCUUCAAACACCGCUCCCACCUGGUGCGCCACAUGUACGCGCACUCGGGCGAGCACCACCUCUUCCGCUGCAACGUGUGCGAGCUGCACUUCAAGGAGUCGUCGGAGCUGCUGCAGCACCCGUGCACGCCGAGCGGGGAGCGGCCCUUCCGCUGCGGCGAGUGCCAGAAGGCCUUCAAGCGGCCGUCGGACCUGCGGCAGCACGAGCGCACGCACAGCGCCGAGCGGCCCUUCAAGUGCGACCUGUGCCCCAUGGGCUUCAAGCAGCAGUACGCGCUCAUGCGGCACCGGCGCACGCACAAGACCGAGGAGCCCUUCAAGUGCGGCCUGUGCGAGAAGGGCUUCGGGCAGCCCAGCCACCUGCUCUACCACCAGCACGUGCACACCCUCGAGACCCUCUUCAAGUGCCCCGUGUGCCAGAAGGGCUUCGACCAGUCGGCCGAGCUGCUGCGGCACAAGUGCCUGCCGGGCGCGGCCGAGCGGCCCUUCAAGUGCCCGGUGUGCAACAAGGCCUACAAGCGGGCGUCGGCCCUGCAGAAGCACCAGCUGGCCCACUGCUCGGCGGCCGAGAAGCCCCUGCGCUGCACCCUGUGCGAACGCCGCUUCUUCUCGUCCUCCGAGUUCGUGCAGCACCGCUGCGACCCAGCCCGCGAGAAGCCGCUCAAGUGCCCGGACUGCGAGAAGCGCUUCAAGUACGCGUCAGACCUGCAGCGGCACCGGCGGGUGCACACGGGCGAGAAGCCCUACAAGUGCCCCAACUGUGACAAGGCCUUCAAGCAGCGGGAGCACCUCAAUAAGCACCAGGGCGUGCACGCCCGGGAGCAGCAGUUCAAGUGCGCGUGGUGUGGCGAGCGCUUCCUGGACGUGGCCCUGCUGCAGGAGCACAGCGCGCAGCACAGCGCGGCCGCUGCUGCUGCCGAGGGCGCCUACCAGGUAGCCGCCUGCCUGCCCUGAGUCCACGCCACGCCCCGCCGGGCCCCGCCCAGCCUCCUUACACCAAGCCCUCCAUCCAGCUCGGGUUCCGGGGCCCUGGGCUUGAGGACAAAAGGGCGCUGGGCAGGUGGAGGGUGUGGGUGCCUGGCGCUCCAGGUACCGGCCUGGAGGUGGGGGGACCCAGAUUGCUGUGGCUGGCCCUGAUUCCACAAACCUCUUUUCCAUUACAGGAUUCGCUUUCUUGAGAGCCGUCAGCCUCCCUUGUCUCCGGGGGACCGGAGCCAGGCUGGAAGUCAAGUGGCCUCUCUCCACCCCAGGAGGGGGUGGUGCCAGCCCAACCUUCCCAGUCCUUUCAGCCUGAUUAGAAACCAGAUAGGUUAGGAAAGAGGAUGGUCAUGGCAGGGCCUGGGAGAAGGGCCAGACCCCAGAGGUGGGCCAGACCCCAGAGGUGGGCUGGAGGUAGGGCAUCCCCCUUCAAGUUGUUUGAGGGAGAAGGCCAGCUUUGUGAUGUGGUCCUGGGGGCCAGGAGGACAGACCAUGAGCCACAAGCCUCUCCGCUCCAGCCAGGGGCGAUGCUUCCUCUCUGUUUGACAGGUGAGACGUACAGGAGGGCUGCACAUCUGUGGGCUGCGUCUCCCUGGAGAGCAGUUGGCCCACCCAGAAGGAAGGAAGCAGAGAAAGUCUCCUGUGACACAGUCAGAGGGUGUGGUCCAUGGGGAAGGAGGAAAGGCAGCCUUUGCACCGACAUCUAAUCUCACUGCUUUAGAAGUGCCCCUCCCACCUGGGCAGCAUGGUUCCAAGCUCUGGUAGGGAAUGUGCUGUCAGCCAGAUAGAACUGCCCAUGUGAAAGAAGGGGAUUGUUAGACCACCUGGUGUCUGGGAGGAAGCAGGGCUGAGCCCAUGAUCUUCCCAGGGGAUGCAAACAAGUGUCCACCCACUUGAAUUGUGUGAACCAAAGCGUCAAGGGCAUGGCCCCAAUCAGCUCGCCCCAGCCCUGCUUCAGGGCCAAGACCAGGCCUGGGUACCCAGGGUGGGGGAGGCGAAAGGACUGUGGGAAUGGCAUCUGACUCCACAGUGCCCUCCUGGCCCAGGGGAACCCUCCCCCAUCAGUCCUGCUGCUGGCCUGGACCCCAGGGGUCUUGCACUGCCAAGAUGUUCUGGACAGCAUCCAGCUACGUCCAAGGCCAGAGCAUUCUCCCUUGGGUACUCCGAGGGUCCCCCUGGGUCUCUGGCUGCCCAGAGGGCUCGUGGAGCCGAGGAUAUCCAAGGCAUAGGGAGUGGGCAGAGGAAGAGAGUUGUUAAGGAAACCAGUGGGUAGCUGGAGUCAACUGAUCUCUGGACAGCUGGGGCCCUCCUCAGGAAGCCCAGAGGACCUUUAUAAUUGAAAAGAUUGUUUUGAACCCAGCUCUUCCCUCUGCCCGCUUCCAGCCCUCUCCCCUGGUCGUGGGUCCUAAAAGAAGACUUGAGUCAGUGCACGCACCAAGGGCCCAGAGGAGCAGGGAGACCCGCCUUGUCCUCCUCUCACCUUAAGAAGUCUGAAAAGCCCCCGUCCGCCUCUUCUGCCUGCCUGGGUCCCCUUCCUGUGCCUGCAGAGAGGGGCUGGUGCUCCCCUCGGUGCUGGCUCCCAGUCACAAUGCCUCAGAAGACGGGGAACCCAGGCUGACAGCAGUCUCAACUGCUAAUUUUUUCCUUUCAUUUUGCUUUCUAAAAGCAGUUGUUAUACUAUUCAUAACAUUGUAUAGUUUAAUUUCAUGUCAUUUUGGAUCUUAUAUAAAAAUGUGAGAAUCUGGAUUUUUAAAAAGAAUGACUCCAUUUUAGAUAGCCCCUUUUGAUGUUAAUAUAUAGUGAGUCCAAUGUAUGCUUUAGAAGUAAAGACAUUGACCAUCACAGACCAAA